ACCCUUUUCUUACAUUCUUCAAACCCGACACACGCACGCACACGCACGCACAAAAACUACACUAAAGAGAAGAUAAUCACCGAUAAUCAAGUUAGCGACUUCAAUAGAGUUAGUGGACAGCAGUGAUAGGAUUUAUCUUGGCUGUCACAUUAGUACCUUUUGAGGUUUAUGACUGUUUUGGGGUUUUCAAUAUGAGUGGUGUACCUAAGAGAUCUCAUGAAGAGACUGUUCAACCAUCUUCGAAGCACCCACAUCAAGAUUCGGGUACAUAUUCCAAGAUGAUUUCAUCGGUUUCGAAUGACCACCAUAGUCCUUACGAUAUAGGUCAGGAUUCCCGGGCGGGAAAGGCGCUCCGUAUUGAACCUCGUGAUGCAGACAGAAGAUCUCCUCUUCACUCAGUUUAUCGGAUGCCAUCAUCGUCGAGUGAUUCUCAUGCAGAUCACCCCAUCGGAACCGAUAACAGGAUAGAAUCAAGGGAUUUUAAGGAGAUUAGAGAUGUCCGGUUUGAGAGUCGUGAUAUGAAGGCAGAUAAGAAGGAGUUACAUGGUGAAGCAAGAAGGGAUUCUCAGAUUGCUAAGAGUGAGAAGGAUGUGCGUUUUGAAGUUAGAAGUGAUGACCACAAGGAUAGCAGAUAUGAACGGGAUAGUCAUAAUGAUUCAAAAGGUGACAUUAAGACAGAGAAGGAUGGCUAUGGUGCGGGAAGCAGCCACUUGACUUUAAAAGAUUAUAAGGGGAAAAGAUAUUCUGAUGCCCCUAGUGGGAGUAUGGAUUCCUGGCAUACGUCACGUGCAAAUACACCUGUGGAAGUUGGAAAGGAUAGUUCAACAGCAGAAGAAAGGGACUAUUUGGAAGCUCAUGAGGCUGUUGGGGAAAACAAAAUUGAUUCUAAAAGUGAGGAUAGAUUUAAAGAGAGAAAAAGAAAGGAUGUGAAGCAUCGUGACUGGGUGGACAGGGAAAAAGAGAGAAGUGAUCGCAGAAACAGUACACAACUUAACAAUAGUAGUGGUGACAGCAAAGAAGCUGCCAAAGAGGAUAGAGAUGUAGAAAAGUGGGAGAGGGAGAAGAAAGAUCUUCCAAAAGAGAGAGAAAAUUCAAAAGAGAGGGAAAAAGAUCAUAUAAAGAGGGAUUCGUGGAAUGUAAUGGAGAAAGAGGUUCCAAAUAAUGAGAAGGAACUUGGUGAUGGAUCAGUAAAAAUUCCAGAGCAAGAAAUUGUGUUACCAGAACAGAAGAAACAAAAAGAUGUUGACAGCUGGAAAAAUGUUGAUGGAGAAGCUAGAGAGAGGAGGAAAGAAAGGGAUGCUGAUUUAGAAGGUGAUCGGCCUGAAAAGCGAACUAAAUUUGACAAGCAAUCAGAAGACGGAUGUGCUGAUGGGGAAGGGACUGGAGAGAAGGAGAGGGAAGUCCAUAAUUAUAAUGUUCAGCAUCGUAAGAGGAUACAAAGAUCAAGGGGAAGCCCUCACGUGGCCAAUCGCGAGGCUCGUUUUAGAUCCCAUGCCCAAGACAAUGAAGAUUCUGGUAUUUCAGCUAAAGCAGAAGUAUCUUCUGUUAUUUAUAAAGUUGGUGAAAGCAUGCAAGAACUGAUAAAGUUGUGGAAGGAAUAUGAAUCUUCUCAAUCUCAAGUGGAAAAAAAUGGUGAAAGCUCUAAUAGUGGCCCCACUCUUGAAAUUCGGAUACCAGCGGAGAAUGUUACUGCAACAAACCGCCAAGUCAGAGGUGGCCAGCUAUGGGGUACUGAUGUGUACACAUAUGACUCAGAUCUUGUUGCUGUUCUCAUGCAUACAGGUUACUGUCGCCCAACAGCUUCUCCUCCUCACAUGGCCAUACAAGAGUUGCGCACAACCAUUCGAGUGCUUCCUCCGCAAGAUUGCUAUAUUUCUACCCUGAGAAACAAUGUACGUUCCCGUGCUUGGGGUGCUGCAAUUGGUUGUAGUUAUAGAAUUGAGCGGUGCUGCAUUGUGAAGAAAGGCGGGGGAACUAUUGAUCUUGAACCUUGCCUUACACAUACAUCAACUGUUGAGCCCACCCUUGCACCAGUGACAGUUGAGCGGACAAUGACCACCAGGGCUGCAGCUUCGAAUGCAUUGCGGCAGCAAAGAUUUGUACGAGAAGUCACAAUACAGUACAACCUCUGCAAUGAGCCUUGGAUCAAGUAUAGUAUAAGCAUUGUUGCUGACAAGGGUCUAAAAAAGCCUCUUUAUACAUCUGCUCGUUUGAAGAAGGGAGAAGUUCUGUAUCUGGAGACACACUCCUGCAGAUAUGAGCUCUGUUAUACUGGAGACAAAGUGUUGAAGGCUACACCAGCAACUCAGUUGCAUGACCCAGAUAUAGAAAAGUCUCAAAAUCACCACCCACACUCGACAAAUGGUGAGAAAGCUGAUUCUGAUAAUGUCUUGAUUGAUGUAUUUCGCUGGUCUCGUUGUAAGAAGCCUCUACCUCAGAAGGUGAUGCGUACGAUUGGCAUCCCUCUUCCUCUUGAACACGUGGAGGUGCUGGAGGAAAACCUGGACUGGGAAGAUGUACAAUGGUCACAAACUGGUGUUUGGAUUGCAGGAAAGGAAUAUACCCUUGCUCGGGUGCAUUUCUUGUCGAAGAAUUAGUACAUUGCCCUUCAAUGUUUUGAACGGAGGAUUGAAAGUGGAGGGGUGUUACGGUGCUGAUAAAAUGCGUUCUUUUGUGUACUUUUAAAGAUGUAAAAUUACAAAAAGGAUAGUAUUUUGAUGUUACUAUAAUUUUUUUUUUUUUUUUUGGUUUUUAAUAAAAUUGUUGUGCCAUGUGUAUUUUCUAAAUUAUGAUCUUAUCUUGAGGUCUUUGACCAGCAGAGUCAAACUGCCUAUUUGAGACAAAGAUCGAUAGGGCGAGAUUGUAUCUAGCUAGGACA
Molecule: messenger RNA, 2878 nt
Organism: Gastrolobium bilobum
Lineage: Eukaryota; Viridiplantae; Streptophyta; Magnoliopsida; Fabales; Fabaceae
Exons: 11
Coding region: 192-2597 (801 amino acids)
Source: RefSeq, a predicted model, not a curated record